AUUUCUGAUGCAAUAUUCGUUAACAAGACGUGAAUGCACUGUAUAGGUGGUACAAACGAAAGGAUUGAGGAUUCGUGCAAUUAAAAUGUUCAUCCGUGUUUAGAAAACCCAACAAAUUGAUAAGUUUCUCAUAAACGCCAAAGUAUUUAAAGCGAUAUCCAAAAUGACUGAAGAAGAUUCGGUAUUCGAUCCUACCUUGAAAAAGAAAAAGAAGAAAAAGAAAACUAACUUUGACCUUGAUGCUGCAUUCAAUGAAGGUGGUAAUAUGGGGUAUGCAUCAGAAAUCACUGGUGACAAAGAAAACCAGGAGCCAGAUCCUCCUGCAUUGGUGGAAGAUGAUGAUACAUUGGACUUAGAAAAUUUUGGAAGGAAAAAAAGGAAGAAGAAAAAAGCAUUUAAUUUAGAUGAACUGGACGCAGCUUUGCCAGAUACUAAAAAAGAGGAUGUUAUCGAACAACAAACAGAAGAAGUUGCAGUGGAUGAUACCUUUGAUUUGGAUAUGGACUUCUCGAAAACUAAAAAGAAGAAAAAGAAAAAGAAAGAUCUCGAUGAACUAGUAGCGGAAGAAGAGCAUAAAGAAAUUGAAGAUAAAGAAAAUGAAGAAACAAGUUUAUGGUUCGGAUCGGAUAGAGAUUAUACGUAUGAUGAAUUACUGAUAAGAGUAUUCAACAUUAUGAAGGAAAAAAACCCUGAUAUGGUUGCUGGAAAGAAACAGAAAUUCGUUAUGCGUCCCCCUCAAGUAGUACGUAUAGGUACCAAGAAAACAUCUUUUGCUAAUUUCACCGAAAUAUGCAGAACGCUUCAUAGGCAACAAAAACAUUUACUUGAUUUUUUACUUGCUGAAUUAGGAACUAGUGGUUCUGUUGAUGGAAAUAGUCAACUUAUUAUUAAGGGCCGUUUUCAACAAAAACAAAUAGAAAAUGUUCUUAGGAGAUACAUUAAAGAAUAUGUUACCUGUCACACCUGUCGUUCGCCAGAUACCAUUCUCCAAAAAGAUACUCGACUAUUUUUCUUACAGUGUGAAACCUGUGGAUCAAGAUGUUCAGUAGCUAGCAUAAAAUCUGGCUUCCAGGCCGUCACUGGAAAACGUGCUGCUAUUCGAGCAAAAACUGCCUAAACAAAUUUUUCAUUGUCCCACCUAUCAAUUUUGUAGCAUAAUUUUCAAAUUGUCAGAGUUUUUUGUGUUAGAAUACUGUUUUUACUGUACCUAUUGUAACGGCGUGCAAUCCAAACACCUAUUUUUACUCGUACGAAUUGAUCAACGUCAGUUUUAAAAAGUGAUUGUGAAAUAUGCAAUAUACAAUGUGUUUUUUAUCAUCGAUCUUCACAGACAAAAAGAUAUUACGUGAAAAUUAUGUCUUAGCAAAGUUUUUUCUACAAUUUUCCUUAGCAAGAUUUUUAGUAUUUACAAUUUUGAUCUCUAAAAUUUUUCAAUUUGUCGUUUUUGGUUUCAAAAUUUCUAACAUACCAUUCGUUCUGAAAUAAACGUAAAAGAAGUUUUAUGAUUUAAUUGAAUUCGAAGUUUUUACGCACUCUCCGUUGCAGGACUGAUAUGUAAUAAUUUUCAAGAAACAUAAUAAUCUAUAGUCACGAUUUGAAUAAUAAUGAUAUAAACAAUGACACUCUAAUACGAAAUGCAUUGCUUAUCCAUUUGUCUACCAUUGUGACGUGAAAUCCUGUAUAAAGAAUUUAUCAAAUAAGUGGAAAAUGGUAUGGAUUACCAGUUGUUAACAAUAGAUUUAAGCAGGUAAUAAUAAUUUG
Colletes gigas is the source of this 1761-nucleotide messenger RNA. It is a transcript of the gene eIF2beta, whose product is annotated as eukaryotic translation initiation factor 2 subunit 2. Bases 164 to 1117 code for a protein of 317 amino acids. Gene Ontology annotation, biological process: formation of translation preinitiation complex; translational initiation; formation of cytoplasmic translation initiation complex. Lineage: Eukaryota; Metazoa; Arthropoda; Insecta; Hymenoptera; Colletidae. The transcript is spliced from 6 exons. Gene Ontology annotation, molecular function: translation initiation factor binding; mRNA binding; translation initiation factor activity. The record is from RefSeq and is a predicted model, not a curated record. Gene Ontology annotation, cellular component: eukaryotic translation initiation factor 2 complex.